Molecule: messenger RNA, 1094 nt
Organism: Paramecium octaurelia
Lineage: Eukaryota; Ciliophora; Oligohymenophorea; Peniculida; Parameciidae
Source: the annotation of a GenBank genome assembly
AUGAAUACUUUUAAUAUAGCACUUUUUGGAAUAAUUGGAGCUAGUCUUUUAUAUUACAUAUACUUAAUCUAGUACACGAAUUCGGUUCCUUUUUAAUUAGGUGAAAUACAAGAAAAGGAAUAGGAGGCUAGAAACAAAGAGAGUGGAAAGAAAAACUAUUAAAUUCCGAAUUUCUUUUUUAUCACUCCUUGGUAAUUUAUUAAAGUAACAUUAGGAAUAAAGAUGGAUAUAAACUUACUGUAAAAUAUGCAUAGAAAAUUGAUAUGGUUAGUCCUGCUUGGUUUAAUGUUAGAUAUAAUAAUGUUAUUGACGGAAGGCAAGUUGUAAAUGAAUAAUGGAUGCAAGAAAUAGUUUAGGCCAAUCCUUAAAUUGCUAUAAUUCCUAGAGUCUAAAUAGAAUUAUAGCAAAGCUCAAUUAUUUAGCAAAUCAAUAGCCCAUAAUUAUUGGAAUCAAUCAUAAAUUUGGUGUAAUAAUAUUAAGAUAAAUUUCAUGGAAUUAUGAUAGACACACCCUAUUUAUCUUAUAUUGAUGCUUUAGAUGCAUAUGACAUAGUUAUAUUCCUUCAAAAAUUAAAAGCGAGGCUGAAUAAUAAAAUGUUAGUCUUAACAUUGUAUGGCAUCUACGAUCCUUCACAAUACAAACAUUCUACUUUAAAAAAAUUAUUCAAACUAGCAGAUUAUACAUUAAUAUAAACAUACGAUUAUCAGAUCUAAGAUCAAGAAGAUUAAAUAUUAUCACCUUAUUCAUGGAUUCAAGAAAAUUUAGAACAUUUUAUGACUUACAAAGAGAAAUUGUUGUUUGUAAUUAUAUAAUACUAAUAUUCAUAGGGAAUUCCUUUUUACGGAUUCAAAAAAACUGAGCAUAAUAAGACUCAUUUUAUAGGUAAUGAACUUCUUAAAUUGAAUGCAUCCAAUCACCUUACAGAAUGGGAUAGAUCGUCUUCUGAAUGUAGAUACAAAAAUGAACUCGUUUCUAUAUCAUAUCCUUGUCCUGAUUUUCUUGUAUAAAGACUAGAAUUAAUCAAAGAUUUCAGAAGAGGUUACUUUGUUUGGGAAGGAGGGCAAGGUAUUGAAUUGUUUUAUCAACUUUUAUGA